AUGACCAGGGGGCUGCUCAAGCUCCUGUCCAACAUCCUGCAGUAUGAACAGUGGGCCUGGGAGAGCCGGACUUGGCUGCCGCCCGGCUCCUCACCCCCCGAGGGCCUCCACGUCCCGCCUGUGCCCCUCGAGACGCCCGAGCGCCCGCCCAAGCAGAAGACCACCAUGCCCAAGCUCCCGGAGCCCCCCGCCGACGGCUGGAGGUCCAAGAUGCCCAGCGCGGAGAGGAAAGCCGCCACUGCGGGCCCAGCCCAGAGCCAGGGGCUGCAGCCGCCCAGGAAGGCCUGGCUCGGCCGGGAGUCGGACGCCGGCCCCAGGGAGCUGCCCCGGCUCCCCAGGAGGGGACCCGCCGUGGAGGAGGAGGGACAGGAGGCAGAGGCCCGGGAAGAGGCUGAGAGUGAGGGGGAGAGGCCCCCCAGCGCCGGCCGCCUCCACGGCCCGCAGCAGAGGAAGGCCAAGGCCAGGGAGGUGGACAGACUCUGGCACCUGGAGAAGCCGCACAGGCAGCGACAGCGAGACUCGACCCGCGGCGCCGAGAAGCAAUCCCGGAAGGCCCUGCAGGCGCUCCUCAACGCCUCCAAGAGGACGGGCAAGGGCCAGACGUGGGGAGACAGAGAGACCUCCCUGUACCUCAGCGUCCCCAACCGAACCUUCCACAAACGGCAGGAGGCCACCAGAAACCUCCUGCGGACGCGGGAACAGCAGCAGCAGCAGGAGCGGCAGGAGGAGGAGCAGCGGCGGGCCCGGGAGCUGCGGGUGCAGCAGCAGGUGGCCCGGUGCCUGGCGGCCUACACCCCCAGGGCCAGCCGCGGCUGCGUGCCCGCUGUGCAGAAGCUGGAGGAACUGAGGAGCCAGGAGCGACAGCGCCUCACAGAGUACCAGGCGGAGCUGUAUGACAUUCGCCAAAGGGUGCAGGCCCGGCCCUACCUGUUCCAGCAGGCCAUGCAGGCCAACGCCCGCCUCAGCGUCAACCGGCGCUUCUCCCGGGUGCUGUCGGCUCUGGGGCUGGAUGAGAAGCUGCUGCUGGCAGAUGCGGACAAGAGGGACGUGGAGGACACAGCCAGGAACCCCAGGCGCCGCAGGUCAGAAAAGGUGAAAUCGGAACGUUCUUCUCGGACAGCCAAAAAGACAGAAGCCACCAGCAGACACUCGGCCCUAAGUCCAGAGUCCAGCCCUUGA
Sorex araneus (European shrew) is the source of this 1179-nucleotide messenger RNA. RefSeq names its product testis specific 10 interacting protein (gene TSGA10IP). Gene Ontology annotation, cellular component: photoreceptor connecting cilium; ciliary basal body; cilium. The transcript is spliced from 7 exons. The coding region runs from base 1 to 1179 and encodes 392 amino acids. Gene Ontology annotation, biological process: cilium organization. NCBI's taxonomy places the organism in Eukaryota, Metazoa, Chordata, Mammalia, Eulipotyphla, Soricidae. The record is from RefSeq and is a predicted model, not a curated record.